AUGAAGACGAACGCCGAAGAGGGUUUCUUCCGUAGGGCUAAAUCGACAUCAGCGAAAGCGGCACAGACAGCAGUCACGACUGGGGGCGACCCCACACCAAAGUUGACUGGAGCCGACUCCACCGGUGACGAAGUUGACCGCGUAGUCACGACGGCCUCUUCUGCGUUCACCACGAUGACGAAUCUGAAUAAACGGAGGCGACAGGCGAUGCUGCGACUGCGUCCGCCUAUGCAGAGACCGCUGAUGAGGGUGCAGAUGGUGGCGUAG
This is a messenger RNA of Peronospora matthiolae, 267 nucleotides long. NCBI's taxonomy places the organism in Eukaryota, Oomycota, Peronosporomycetes, Peronosporales, Peronosporaceae. The record is from the annotation of a GenBank genome assembly.